Molecule: messenger RNA, 1167 nt
Organism: Aureobasidium pullulans EXF-150
Lineage: Eukaryota; Fungi; Ascomycota; Dothideomycetes; Dothideales; Saccotheciaceae
Exons: 2
Coding region: 1-1167 (388 amino acids)
Source: RefSeq, a predicted model, not a curated record
AUGUCCGUUCACAGAACUAAAUACGCUGCCGUAGUCUGUGGUGGCGGCCCUGCAGGCAUUACAGUACUUGGAAACCUUCUGGAAAGAAAGGUUGGCCCAGUGCUUUGGGUAGAUGACCUAUUUGAGGCCGGCAGAGUGAACAAAGCAUACAGAGAAGUGCCUUCAAAUACCAAGGUCAAACUGUUUGUCGACUUUGCUGAAGCAGUAUCACCCUUCCAGAAAAUCUUGAAGGAAACACCGUCACCCCAUGCAGUAGACUACCUCCGAGGGCUUCCCCAGGAUACUGGUUGCGAUCUCGGCUAUGCUGCGGACAUGUGUUUGCUGCUCACAGAGGGUCUGAAAAAGGCACCUGGUGUUGAAGCUCGUCAAGGCAGGGUUACUGAUGCAGUCCUAAGCGAAACGAACGAUUGGGUAGUCAACGUCAAGCUCUCAAGCGGCGAGACAAGCAAAGCAAUCUCAUCAAGAGUCAUCCUCUGCACUGGCUCAUCUCCGACAAACCAGCAACUCCCAGUCUCAAUCUCCGACCUCUCGCCACUGGAGCUAGACCACGCUCUUAGUCCGACCCUUUUGGCAAAGUCACUGCCCAAGGAGUCAACCACUGUUGCUGUCAUUGGCGCAUCCCACAGUGCUGUCUUGGUGCUCAUAAACCUCUACAAUCUCGCUUCCACCACCCACCCUGAUCUGAAGAUCAAGUGGUUCACCAGACACCCUCUCCGCUACGCCGAGUUUAUGGAAGGCUGGAUCAAGCGCGACAACACAGGCCUCAAGGGCGCCGCGGCGGCAUGGGCCAAAGAGAACCUCGAACCCGCAAAGUUCGGUUCAUCACCCGUCAGCCGAUUCAUCCAAAAGAUUGCCUACGAGAAGGAGAACGAGACUCGGACCUACGAGCAAGAACUUGCUGGCUGUAAUCGUUAUGUCCAAGCUAUUGGCUACACUAGAGAUCCUCUGCCUGGACUCAAGGAUGCUGCUGGCUCGGACAUUACCUACAAUUAUCAACCCGACACUGGUUCUUUCAAGAACGUGGACGGCAAACAGAUUCCUGGUCUCUUCGGUGCCGGUAUCGCAUGGCCUGAGAGAGUCACCGACCCCGAGGGUAGCGUGGAGUGGGCGGUAGGCUUCUGGAAGUUUAUGAGAUACGCAAAGAGAGUCGUCCCGGACUGGAACUAG